This is a messenger RNA of Colias croceus (clouded yellow), 3372 nucleotides long. RefSeq names its product lactase-phlorizin hydrolase-like. NCBI's taxonomy places the organism in Eukaryota, Metazoa, Arthropoda, Insecta, Lepidoptera, Pieridae. Bases 247 to 3372 code for a protein of 1041 amino acids. Gene Ontology annotation, molecular function: beta-glucosidase activity. The record is from RefSeq and is a predicted model, not a curated record. The transcript has 11 exons. Gene Ontology annotation, biological process: carbohydrate metabolic process.
UCGGUUUUAGACUUUUACAUUUCAGUGAGUAGAGAACACGCACAAUUUUGGCCGUUUCUUUAAUUUUAAUUUUUAUUUUUCUUGUAAUAUCGGUAUGAAAUAGGCUCUUAAUACGGACGUGAAGUGAAUAAUUAUUGAAUAAAUUCAAUAGAAUUAUAUCUUGCUAUUCACUCUCAUACACACAAUUAAAGAUAAAGUGAUUUCUAUAAAUACUGGUGCAUUUAUUCAUAAAGAAAAAGCAGAAACAUGAACCUACGUUUAGGAUUUCUAGUGAUUUUAUUAUGGCAAUGUAGAGCAAUUGCGUGUAAUAGUAAUAAAGUGCGAAACUUACCGGGAGGGUUAAUCCUCGGCUCAGCAACAUCAUCGUACCAAGUGGAAGGCGCAUGGAAUGCCGAUGGGAAAUCAGUAAAUAUUUACGAUCAUAUUACUCACACCAAUUCAUGUUAUUCACAAGAUUGUUCCAAUGGAGAUGUGGCAUGCAACUCAUACUACAAGUACAAACGAGACGUAGAAAUGUUGCGAGAACUUGGAUUUGAGUUUUAUAGAUUUUCACUUUCCUGGACUAGAAUACUUCCAACAAGCUUUCCGGAUAAAAUUAAUAAAGCAGGCGUCCAAUAUUACAAUAACUUAAUUGAUGAAUUGCUCAAACAUGGUAUCGAACCAGUGGUCACAAUCUUUCAUUGGGAUUUACCGCAAAAACUGCAAGAUAUGGGAGGAUGGACAAAUCCUUACAUUGUAGAUUGGUUUGGAGAUUACGCACGUGUUGUUUUCGAUCUGUUUGGUGACAGAGUAAAAUACUGGGUGACUAUUAAUGAGCCACAUCAAAUUUGUUAUUGGGGAUAUGGAAAUACUCUACUUGCGCCAGCCUUAAAUAUAAAAGGUGUUGCAGAAUACUUGUGCAGCAAGAAUUUACUUCUAGCUCAUGCUAGAGCAUAUCAUAUUUAUGACAAAGUCUACCGACGGCUCUACAAUGGUUCCAUUUUUAUAACCAUUAACGCUGAAUGGUACGAACCAGUGAACAAACACAACAAACAAUCAGCAUAUGAUUCUAAUCAGUUUGUGUGGGGACAAUAUGCACACCCUAUAUUUUCCGCCCUCGGUGACUACCCAGCGGUUAUGAAAGAAAGAAUAGCAAAAAAAAGUAGGGAACAGGGAUUUUUUAGAUCUAGAUUGCCAAGUUUUACCCCAGAAGAAAUUUUAUACAUCCGUGGGACCUCAGAUAUGUUUGGACUCAAUCAUUAUUCAUCACAUUACACUUACAGAAAUGGUUCUGAAGUGAAUUAUUUUGAGAGCCCAUCCUUUGAAGACGAUCUCGGUGUUAGAAGUUUUCAACCAUCUGAAUGGCAAAUUGGAAAAGCAAACAUAACAAUGUUCGCACCGUGGGGUUUCUACAAUCUUUUGACCGAAAUCAGAAAGGCCUACCAUAACAUUCCUGUAUUUAUAACUGAGAACGGUAUUGGCAAUUAUCGUGACAUGAACGACGACGAUCGAGUCACCUACUAUCGUAACUAUCUAUAUGCUGUGUUAGACGCUAUCGAAGAUGGGUCAAACAUUGUAGGUUAUACAGUUUGGAGUCUUAUGGACAACUUCGAGUGGUUCCGAGGCUAUACUGUACGUUUCGGAUUAUAUCAAGUGGAUUUCAAAGAUCCAGAUCGCACGCGCACUCCACGUAAAUCUGCAUACGUCUUCAAGGAAAUUAUGCGCACACGCAGCAUUAACAUGAGCUAUGAACCUGAUGUAUCCAUACCUUUGACCAUUGACGAAGGAUACUACUACAGGAGUUAUGUAAGUUAUCUAGAAAGCAAUAAUUUCAUUUACCUAUAUAAAAUAAGAUGUAAAUGCUAUAUCUACAAAUUUGCCCUUAGAUUGCUCCUGAUUUUCGUAGCAGCUAAUGCGAAUAAAGGUCGUCAUGAAGUAAGGAAAUUCCCUGAAGAAUUUUUAUUCGGUACAGCGACUGCUUCUUAUCAAGUUGAAGGGGCGUGGAACGAAGAUGGUAAAGCUGAAAAUAUUUGGGAUCGCCUGACACAUACAAAACCAUGUACAGUAAGAGAUUGUGACACCGGUGAUAUCGCAGACAAUUCAUAUCAUAUGUAUGAGAGAGAUGUUGAGAUGAUGAGAGAACUCGGUCUAGACUUUUACAGAUUCUCAAUUUCUUGGUCUAGAUUGCUUCCUACAAGUUUCCCGGAUCAAAUUAAUGAGGCUGGAGUAAAUUAUUACAAUAAUUUAAUUAAUGGGAUGCUUAAGUACAAUAUUCAACCGAUGAUUUCUAUAUACCAUUGGGAUCUCCCUCAGAAAUUGCAAGAUUUGGGUGGAUGGACGAAUCCACACAUGGUUGAUUGGUUUGCAGAUUACUCGAGAGUGGCAUUUGAAUUAUUUGGAGAUCGUGUCAAAACAUGGUUCACUAUUAAUGAACCGAGAGAAGUUUGUUACCAAGGAUAUGCAGGUCAAUCGUUAGCUCCGUUAUAUAAUAUAUCUGGUUAUGCCGAAUAUUUAUGUGCCAAAAAUUUGUUGGUUGCUCACGCUAAAGUUUAUCAUAUGUAUCAUAAUGAAUUUAAACCAAAACAAGGUGGAUCUAUUGGAAUAGUUCUAAGUACAUCUUGGUAUGAGCCGGAAACAGAAAAUGAUGUUGAAGCCGCAGAAGAAAUGAUACAAUUUGAGUGGGGUCAAUAUGCACAUCCCAUUUUUUCGGAAUCCGGUGACUUUCCACCCGUAAUGAAGGAGAAGAUAGCUGCAAAAAGUGCAGCUCAAGGCUUUUUGAGGUCUAGGUUACCAGAAUUUACUGCUGAAGAAAUAGAUAUGAUUAAGGGCAGUUCUGACUUUUUGGGUAUCAAUCAUUAUACAACAAAAUUAGUUUAUAGAAAUGAAACUGUUGAAGGAUACUUCGAAUCGCCUUCAUAUUAUGAUGACAUCGGAGCUAUUUCGUAUCAACCAAAUUAUUUUGAAGACGAAAUAGGAUCCUCAUGGUUAAAGGUAGUGCCAUGGGGCUUCCAUAAGCUGCUUACAAAAAUUAGAAAAGACUAUGGAAAUCCUAUCGUAUACAUUACUGAAAAUGGUUGUUUAGGUAGAGAAGGCCUGGAAGAUAACCAUAGGGUCAGAUAUUAUAAAUUGUAUUUGAACGCGAUGUUGGAUGCAAUGGCCGAAGGGUCAAAUGUCCAAGUUUACACUGCAUGGAGUCUUAUGGAUAAUUUUGAAUGGAUGCAAGGAUACUACGAUCGAUUUGGUCUGUAUGAAGUUGACUACACGAGCCCGGAGCGCACGCGCACAGCCCGCAAGUCAGCCUACUUGUAUAAGGAGAUAUUGAGAACAAGAGCUUUAGACAUGCACUACGAACCUGACAUUUCAGCUCCUAUCACUAUUGACGAGGGUCACUAA